This is a messenger RNA of Uloborus diversus, 3378 nucleotides long. RefSeq names its product nephrin-like. Gene Ontology annotation, molecular function: cell adhesion molecule binding; nucleic acid binding. Gene Ontology annotation, cellular component: cell-cell junction. Lineage: Eukaryota; Metazoa; Arthropoda; Arachnida; Araneae; Uloboridae. The transcript has 13 exons. Gene Ontology annotation, biological process: cell-cell adhesion. The record is from RefSeq and is a predicted model, not a curated record. Bases 538 to 3378 code for a protein of 946 amino acids.
ACAGAGAAAUAAAUAAGCAAUUAAGUAAGUGAGAAAGCGGCAGAUCCGCAUUUUGAGGAGUUAGCUCACGACCACUGGAGGACUCAUCAGAAUAUCUCCGUCCAAGAUCGUCUGCUCCUAUGGGGUUGAAGCAGCCAUUGAACAGCAAUUGUUGAUACGAGAGCACUUUCACCCACCCCUGUUAGCAAAAGCCUCUAGUUGCUAUUUAUAGCUGAAGCCACCGACCACAGCGAUGAAGAAGACGACGACGAACGACCAAAGUGUGUUCGAUGGACGGUGAUCUCUUGUUGCUGAAUGGAACAACGCCGAGGGAGGCAAAGGACGGAGAUGUUGACUCGGGCGGAUCAAGGAAGAAACGGUCGACGCGGACUUAAGGUGCUUGACCCUGCCCGUUACUAGCUGGGGACCCGAACUCAUUGCUCAAACACUGCCCAGUGUCUACUUUUCGCUCUAUCUCUUUCAAUCUCUGUCUACCCACGUAUAUAUAUAUAUAUCUACACACGUACACAAAUACAAAGCUCAGGAUUCAUUGCCAAUAUGUGCUGGAUCUGCAUAGUACAAGUGUUCUUCUUUAUCAGCUGCCUGUUUAAAGGCACACACUGCCAACAAGCCCAGUAUAUCCGUGUUCGUCCAAACGACACAGAAGCUUCUGAAAACCAACAAAGCGUGGAAUUCCAGUGCCACGUCGACAACAAGGCCCGAUCCGUCGAGCUAAGCAAAGAUGGAUACUCACUGGUUCCCCCUCAAGCGUUGUCCAUCAAUGACUUGCCGGCUGCUAACAACAUUGAAGUCCGCCAGGGCGACAAAGUGGUGCUCUACUGCAAAGCUGUCGGCAGCAAGCCUCCUACUCAACUCAUCUGGUACAAAAACGACAAGGAAAUAUUUGACGAGGAUGCCCAAAUGUCAUUUGAUGAAGAUAAGCAGCGACGUUACACGACGACAAGUUCCGUCACACUGUACCCAGGAGUGGACGACAAUGGCGCCAUCUAUUCAUGCGAGGCGAGGCACCCAGCUCUUGAAAGAUACUUGCGAUGUUCUGUUGCCAUCAAUGUAUUGCAUGCACCUGGAAUUCCUCAGAUCGAAGGCUACAUCGAAGGGGACGUUCUGACAUCCGGAGACACCCUCACUUUAGCUUGUAUUGCAAGAGGCGGGAAUCCUCCCCCUCAGUUGAUUUGGAAACGGGGGAAUGUCCAAGUGGACGCAACGUAUACUGUCAGCGGACACGUGACCACUAACAUCCAUACCUUCCGCGUCGAUGCUUCGGAUAAUGGUGGUGUCUACAGGUGUGAGGCUUGCAAUUACAUGACGAAAGUACCAUUGGCUGCGUCUGUUAAGCUCAGCGUACAUUAUCCUCCCUCAAAUGUAAAGUUGAUAGGUCCUCUGGAAGCUAAGAAAGGAGACACAGUGACAUUGACGUGCUCUACGGAAGCGAGUAACCCUCCGUCCCAGAUCACAUGGGUGGUGGAUGGCUCAAGAUUGGUUGGCGGGGAGUCCGUAACCAAUCGAUUACAAGACGGAUGGACGACGUCAUCCAACCUCACAAUCACACUCACCAGGCAGGAUCCCGAUGUGAAAACAUUUGCUUGUUAUGCUGAAAAUCCACCUGUUCGAAAAAAGACCUUCAGAACGCAUAAAAUCGCAGUGACUUGUGAGUAUUUAUCAUCUCAUCUUUCUUUCUCUGAAGGAAAAGUUAACUUAAUUUUUAUAUUAACUUCACUUAAAGUGACGUUGACUUGCACUUCGAGCAGCAGCAAUCCCUUGGCAAGAAUUUCUUGGAAACGCGAUGGGCGGCACGUCCGUGACCACGUGGAAGAAACUUUCAGUGCAGAUUACGGUGCCAUCUCCACCCGUUCAGUGCUCACUUUCUCCGUCACUUCUGCAGACGAUAGGGCAACAUUCGAAUGCCGGGCUAAGAGCGACGACUUGCCAGCAGUCAGCAGCAAUGUCACUUUUCGGGUCAGACAUAAACCAGAGUUCCCAGAUCCAUACCAGCGAAUGGACGUUGCUGAAGGAACUAAUGCGACCGUUAACGUCAGCGUCUACGCAUAUCCACCUGUUGCGUGGUUUUCCUGGACAAAGGAUUCCGCCCUCAUUCCUCCUGUUUCGGAGAAGGACGACCACGCUCAUCGUGUCACGUCUUCUGGGUCUGCUCUCGUUAUAUUUGGGGUUACCAGGGCCGAUUCCGGCACGUAUGUCUGCAUGGCAGAGAACGAGGAAGGCACCUCUAACGCUACCAUCAUACUCAACGUGCAAUCUCUCCACAUGGAGUGGCCAGCUCGAUUCCCGGACUUGAAUCCUAUCGAGCACGUUUGGGAUGCUUUAGGAAGACGUCUAGCUGCUCUCAACCCGCCCCCUCAGACGUUUGCCGCGCUUGAUACUGCUUUGCAAGAGCAAUGGCUCCCGCUUCCUGAGGAACAGAUAGACUGCAUAAUUGACAGCAUCACACAUCGCUAUCCGGCAGUUGUAGUCAACGUGACCAGCACGGUGGUGGUGGCUGAAGGAGACAAUGCCUAUUUCGAGUGCAUCUUCUCCGCCAAUCCGAUCCUUCCAGAUAUGGUGCGCUGGAGCACAAAAGGCGGGGAACCCAUCCUUCGAGAGAACCAGCAAUUUACCGAAAAUGGGAGGUCUUUGCUCACCCUCUUCAAUGUCACCAAGGGAGAUUCAGGCACUUUGGAAUGCGAAGCCUUCAACGGUUUGGGUGACCCAGAUAUGAAAGUUGCGAAUCUCGUGGUACUUUAUAAGCCUUCCAUUGUUCGAAAUCUGGUAACUUCGAAAAUGGCUUUAGAGCUGUCCUCCACAGCCGAGCUGCGCUGCUUCGCAGAAGGAGAUGGCAACAUCAGUUUUGUCUGGUCUUUCAAUAGCACAGUCAUUCUUCAAGGUCUCGACAUCGGAAGGUAUGACAUCCGAACGGCAAAAACUGGGGACUCCCAGUGGUGUAGCGUACUCACCAUCAAGAGGGUACGGCAAGAUGAUUUUGGAGAAUACACCUGUGUUGCCAAGAAUCAUCUAGGUUAUGAUUUCAUCAAAUUUAGUCUUAGUAAAAAAGGUGCUCCAGAACAUCCACAUCAUUUGAAAACCGUCACCCAGGCCCCGGAUUCUAUCACUUUGUCAUGGACACCAGGAUUCGAUGGUGGAGCCGAGCAGAAUUUUCGCAUUCGCUUUAAGAAAAGUGGAUCGUCCAUCUUUUAUUACCGUGAAGCACCGACGAACGCGACGUCGUACACCAUUUCGGGACUGGAACCCGGAGAGCAAUAUGAUUUUUUCAUUGCAGCGUACAACGAUUUCGGCGAAAGCUCCUUCACGGAAAAUGUUCUCUCGGUCGCCACCAAAAGUAUUGUUGGUAAGGAUAUUUUUAAGUUAAAAAAGAUUGCAAUAUAA